UAGGAGCUCAAGUUGCACAACAAGAGAUCAGUGUGCCUGCCUGUUUGACCGUAUGACUUGAUGUGGGAGGAUACCAGUACCACAGGUUGACCCACUUUGGUUAGGAAAGAACAAUACUUUUGGAUUUUUACAAAAGCUGCAUUCAUCUCUUAAUUAUAAUUGAUGAUGGAUUGAAACCCCUUUGCUACGUGAAAUUAGUUUUGUCCAGGUGACAUUACGAGUUAGUCCGGCUGUCUGCUGUUCGUUUUCCCUGCCUUUAAGUGGAAUUACAUCUGUUGUUUUAUUUUUGUUUCGUGGUUGGAAGUGGAAUGGGGAAUCAGUUUGAGAAACUGACUCAUUUAACUUACGCAGAAGUUCCGACAGCAGACCCGACUGGGGUAGAUCAAGAAGACGGUCCGCGGAUAGGGGUGUCUUAUAUAUUUUCUAACGAUGACGAUGAUUUGGAGGAUAGUGUUGUGGGAUCAGCGAAGGACCCGAAUCAGGAAGAGAACUAUGACACAUGCAACGAGCUGGAGUGUUCUGUAUUCUACAGAGAUGAGUGCGUAUACGAGAAAAGCCGCAGCGCUGGAGACCUGAGUACAUAUUCUCCAGAAAAUUUGUUAAACAAGUGCAAACCUGGAGAUUUGGUGGAGUUUGUGGCUAAAAACCAGUACCCCCAUUGGACUGUGUAUGUUGGAGAUUUCCAGGUAGUCCACCUGCACAGAGCUGAGAUCAAGAAUGAUUUUAUGACAGAUGCUAGUCAAGGGAGGAGAUGUAGAAUUGUUAACGAUGUUUACAAAUUCAAACCUCAAAAACCCGAAAUGGUGGUGCAGAAUGCCAUGGAACAGGUCGGGGCAAGAGACAGGGAGCUAAGUUGGAGAAACUCUGAAUGUUUUGCUGCUUGGUGCAAAUUUGGAAAACGGGAGUUCAAAGUUGGAGGGGAGAUCAGGAUUGGCAAACAACCUUACAGCUUAAAAAUACAACUUUCAGAGAAAAAGAGUCACACUUUGGAGUUUCAGAGUAUGGAAGAUUUGAUCAUGGAAAGGAGGAGAAACGAUCAGAUUGGUAAAAACGCUGUGAUCCAGGAGCUAGUCAGCCAUCUACAUUCUGAGGAGGAAGGAAGUGGGACUGAUCACAAUGCACAGUGAUGGAUUAAAAAUGAGGGUUGGGUAAUUGAGCUGUUACCCCUUGGGCCAUGCAGUCGUUUUGUUCAAGGCACAAGUGGAUGGAAAUUCAGAUUAGUUUUGCUUUAUACAUCACUAAUUAUUUAGUUGAUUUUUUCUAACCAAAUGUACUUACUGUUGUGGUACUCUGGCCUCCAA
Messenger RNA from Polyodon spathula (Mississippi paddlefish), 1301 nucleotides. Its product is annotated as protein LRATD2-like. The transcript has 2 exons. The record is from RefSeq and is a predicted model, not a curated record. The coding region runs from base 309 to 1127 and encodes 272 amino acids. NCBI's taxonomy places the organism in Eukaryota, Metazoa, Chordata, Actinopteri, Acipenseriformes, Polyodontidae.